AUGUCUUCUUUUAAUAUAACUAAUUUUACUUCUACUACAAAUGAUUUUCAACCAAAAUUUACUUAUAAAAAAAGAAAAGCUAAUGAUAAUAAGAUCGAAGUUAUACAAAAUGAUGAAAUGUUGGAAGGAAAUCAACAAAAUGAACCAAUGCUCGAUAUAGGCAAAGAUGCCUCAUCCGAUUUAAAAUUACAAGAGAAUACUGAAAAGAAAAAUCAAGGUGUGCCAUCACCAUUUAUUUUAGGACAUAUUAUUAGUGAAAAUGAAUUGGCAUUAGCAACUUCAUAUAGAAAAUUAAAUGACGUUUUUGAUGAGUUUUCAGAAUUGCAACAGCAGAAUAAUAAAGUAUCCAAAAAUACCGAUUUCAAGAAGUUUGAAAGGGAUUCUGAUAUAGGAAAGAGAAAUCAAAAUAGUUUCGCUACAGAAGAAUCGAAGAAUAAUAGGAGAAGAAAUAAUAAAAAACGUGGUGGAGGCGGUGGAAGAAAACAAAAAGAAAUUGCUGAAAGAGCAUUGAAAUCAAAAUCUGUUAAUAGGGGAUUACUAGGUAAAAGAGUUAUAGUAGAAGAGUUUCACGAUAAUGAAAUUGCUAAUCAAAAAGAUAUCGACUCUGAACAAAGUAACGAUAGUAGCGAAGUUGAAGACUGGCAUGAUAUGCUUCCUAUAUUGACUUCAACUCCAGAUAAUUCCACCCUUGUAUUACAAAAAAUGGGAGAAUUUGUCAACAGGGUUGAUUCUGAAGCAAGUACCAACAAUGAAUUCCAUAAUGAUACAAGCGAGGAAUUGGACGUUCAGGAGAAUUUAGAAAUUCUUGAUCCGACUACGCCACUUGCAUUGCAGAGAGAACCUAAAGAUCAAAUCUCAAUACCACCACCAAAAAAAGAUGUGAUACGAAGAUUUAUACUCAAACCGUUAUCUGAUGAUGAUGAUGAAUUGUUUUAG
This is a messenger RNA of Funneliformis mosseae, 936 nucleotides long. NCBI's taxonomy places the organism in Eukaryota, Fungi, Glomeromycota, Glomeromycetes, Glomerales, Glomeraceae. The record is from the annotation of a GenBank genome assembly.